Mytilinidion resinicola is the source of this 1081-nucleotide messenger RNA. Its product is annotated as Thioesterase/thiol ester dehydrase-isomerase. Lineage: Eukaryota; Fungi; Ascomycota; Dothideomycetes; Mytilinidiales; Mytilinidiaceae. Bases 110 to 1081 code for a protein of 323 amino acids. The record is from RefSeq and is a predicted model, not a curated record. The transcript has 3 exons. Gene Ontology annotation, cellular component: peroxisome.
CUUUCUUAAAUCGCUCUACAGUGCUUCCUUUGCGCGCUUUUCUUGAAGCUCGUGUAGUGUGAAUCUUUAAUCAGUCCUUUUAUUUGUCUACCGUGUCCAAAUCGCAAAAAUGAGCGGUCCAGGCGUCGGCUUCGAAUUCCCCACAUUCGAGGUGACAUGGCUGAAGCGCGACGUGCUGCUCUUCGCAGCGAGCAUUGGGUGUACAGCCGACGAGCUGCAUUUCCUAUACGAGCUCCACCCGUCCUUCGCCCCCUUCCCAACCUACCCCAUCCUGCUGCCGUUCAAGCACACCGACGCCGACGUCAUCGACUUCUACGCGCGCUCCAACGCCGUGCCCAUCGCCGGCGUGCCGAAGCUGGACACGCGCAACGUGCUCGACGGCGAGCGCAAGCUGCAGUUCCUGAAGCCGCUCCCGACCAGCUCCGCGGGGAGGAAGUUCGAGAUCAGGAGUAAAGUGCUGGGCGUGUACGAUAAGGGCAAGCCCGGGACGGUGGUGGAGACGGAGCAGCUGCUAGUCGAGAAAGCAAGCGGGGAGGUGUAUAGCAGGGCGGUGGGGAGCGCGUUUUAUGUAGGCGCGGGGGGAUGGGGUGGGCCGAAGGGCCCCAAAACAGUCAACUACCCCCCACCCGCCGGCAAGACGCCCGACGCCACGUCCGUCACCCAAACCACCCACGAAACCGCCCUCCUCUACCGCCUCAACGGCGACUACAACCCCCUCCACGCGACCCCCGAGCCCGGCCGCAAAAUGGGCUUCGGCGGCCCCAUCAUCCACGGCCUCUUCUCCUGGAACGCCACCGCCCACGCCGUGCUGCAGGCCUUUGGCGGCAGCAACCCGGCCAACAUCCGCGAGUUCCAGGCGCGGUUCGCGAGCCCCGUGAAGCCGGGCGAUAAGUUGGUGGUGGAGAUGUGGAUUGUGGGGGAUGCGGUGGGCGAGAGCAAUGUGGUGGGGGAAGGGGAGGGGGAGAAGGGGUGGAAGGAGGUGAGGUUUAUUACGCGGGUGGAGGGGGGGAAGGUGUGUUUGAGUAAUGGGCGGGCGAUUGUGAGGAAUGUGAGCGGGAAAGGGGGGAAGAGUAAGUUGUAG